Messenger RNA from Amoebophrya sp. A25, 2816 nucleotides. The record is from the annotation of a GenBank genome assembly. Lineage: Eukaryota; Dinophyceae; Syndiniales; Amoebophryaceae.
CGCUUAUUGACUCCGAGCGCUACGGCUACGUGCAAACGUGAUGGCGGAUCAGGAGUGUUUUCAAGUGAUGGUAGAGCUCUAGCUUGUUUAGCUUUUGUGCCUGUAAAAGUAGAUAUCGUUGGAGGGAGCAUAAACAACUACUUGUGAAGAGUGUUGCUGUUUGUUCAUGAUCCAAGAACAAAAUGGCUCUUAGUCAGCGUGCACCUGGUUCGUCUCUUCUCUUGUUUGAGAAGUCAGCAGCUGGUGCCGUGUUCUUAGGUUCAGGUAGGACACCCAGCCAUUCCUCAGAUUGGCCAUGCGCGAAACAGAAACUGGCAUGGGUCAAGCAGGGAGCUGUGAAUUCGUCAGCCUGUGAGCACCUCUCAAAAAAUGGUGGAGAUGGCGCGUCGUCUUGCUUGCGCACACGAGAAUACCUGAGGUGUUUACAAGCUGGACAUCACCCAAGAUUACAGCGGAAAGGGCACGGCCUAGUACACCAGCCGUCUGAUGAAGCCGCACGAGCACGGCCUUGUGCGACCAGUGGAGGAAAAAACAUCGGCCUUGACACGAAAUUUGCGAUGUAUCAAAUGCGUGCUAUGACGACGAAGAAUGUCGCGCCAGGCCUUAGUGCAGACAUGACCACUCCAAAGGGGCAUACGCAUAAGGAAAACCGAAAUCGGAUGGCAGGCAGCGGAUACUUCAAUAUGCAGGGCGCCGCAUUCACGGUACUACAAAAAAUGAGAGAAGGCGCGGCAAGGUAUAGAGGACGUGGCCAAUGACAAGUUAUGUACUCAAUAUUUGUCCACCUAGUGCGGCUGCGGUCAUCACCAUCGCGUCUUACACUCACUCUUCCUGGAACAGUACUGACUCGAUAAGGCAGGCGUGCUUAACAAUUUAAUAAUUCGAGAUGGACAGUUACUCUUACUCCUGACUGUUUUUGUUUUGAAUUUUCAGUUUGUCGGGGGAUUGGGAUUGUACUGGUUUCUGGACUACAUGUCGAAGAACAUGGCGAGAAGACAGCGUGCGGCCAUUGUAGAGCAGGAGAGCAUUGGAACACCGAAAUUGGGCGGCCCGUGGUCCCUCUACGACAGAAAUGGGAAUCUGGUAUUUAAUGAACAACGAGCGCAUUAUGGGUUAGAGCAACGCUUCUUGGUUAAUGCUGAGGAGCGUCUUUUUUUGGAUACGUAAUGGCUUCUCUAGUAGCUACUAUGUAGAGUGCUUUGUACCUAAGUCAGCAAAGCCGUGUGUCCUGUUCCAUAGUUCAAUGUCACAACGACCCCCAAUGCUGAGGCAGACUUUGAUUUUUGACUACUUCAAUAGAGAUCGAUGAAGAAUCAAGAGCGAUCUUGCGCGGGCACGAGCGAAAACUGAAAAAUAUAAACCAUGCUCUGUCCGGUUCUCUAGGUAACGGACCAUGACUUUCGUGGGAAGUAUCAGCUGAUUUAUUUCGGAUUUUCGUUUUGUCCUGAUAUAUGCCCAGAGGAGAUGGAGAAACAGGGCAUGGUGAUCGAGAAGCUUGACAAAAUGUUUGGAAAAGAUAUAGUAGAGCCCAUAUUCAUAACCGUGGAUCCAGCACGCGACACUGUCGCGCAGGUACAAACUUUUUACCUAAAUCAGAGGAGUUUAUAGAACGCAUGGUGCAUGGAGUAGCAUGGAGGGGAUGGAGCGCAGACCUCUAGGGGACGCAAGAAGCGCCCCCUUUAGCUCCAUGCACUCCAUGCCGUGCGAGCUGGCAAACCUUGUGGAUUACUCUGCUACGUAUCCGUUUUCGUUUUUCCCUGUCGUGAAGGUAAUGAACAGCGCUAAAGCUGCCGCACAUUACGAUUUAGAUCUGAUAAAUCGAGGAAUUCGUGGAUACAGGAUCCGGGCGCAAUGUUUAUAGGCCAGGCUUUGUUUGGGCGGUCAAGCAUGCAGACAACUCACAUCCCUGGGGAAAUUUUUUUUUUGUGAUCCGUAAACGCACAAAUACUAGGUUGACAGUUACUGCAGUGAAUUUCACCCGCGGCUUCGGGGUUUGACCGGCACUCCAGAGCAAGUGAAAAAGGUGACACGCGCAUUCCGCGUGUACUACAACGAAGGUAUUAGGGCAGACGGCGACGACUACCUUGUAGACCAUAGUAUCAUUCAGUACUUCAUGGACAGGAACGGGAAUUUUGUUGACUUCUUUGGAAAAAAUAUGACUGUUGGCGAAAUCGUCUCCAAAAUAGCGGCAAAAAUUCAAACGGACGAAGGAAAGUUGCAGAACAAGAAAUACUCCGCGGGGUAGAAGCGGGAGCAGGUGGCUAUUUAGAUUAUCGUUCGAAGAUAUCGACCCCACAUUUGUAACUAGUAACUUUUGUUUACGUAUGCUCUUGCGUACUAAAGCAAUUUUCAACUUGCUUCAUUACCACCAUGAGUGUAAGUUCUACUUCUACACACGAUCCAUUUUCUAAAUAUUCCUCUCGCGAAUCUUUGACUGAAAUUAGACUGCACUACUUUUGAUCCACUGUCUGAGCGUCAAUAAAUCAAAGUCGAAUUGGAGAUCUUGGCUCAUCAUGAUAAAGCAAUUGACAGCAUGAAGUUCCAAAGUGAGAUCUAAAUUAGGUAGUGACAGCGAUGCGAUCAGGACCCAAUUCUACUUAAAAAUGACACUAAGAUAAAGAUUUUGAAGCAGAGCUGCAUAACAAACAGUGCUCUUUGGUGAGAGAUCCAACCACUACCAUCUGUUCCCUACUGACAUUGAUUCCCUAGUGACUACGAGAUCGGCGUCAUAUUUUCUGCGCUGCGGACGCUAAAUUUAAAAUAAUCUACAGACCCUUGAUCCCGUGAAGACACCGAUUGAGCUGUGAGUCAUCUGA